This is a messenger RNA of Stylophora pistillata, 2524 nucleotides long. RefSeq lists its product as uncharacterized. The record is from RefSeq and is a predicted model, not a curated record. Lineage: Eukaryota; Metazoa; Cnidaria; Anthozoa; Scleractinia; Pocilloporidae.
GCGAAUAAUUACCAAUGCACGCUUUUUCGGCGCUCUUCUGAUAUGGAGCCAGAAUCCAUUAAGACAAUGUGAUUUCAGUGAAUGGCCGACAUUUCUCUACUGGUCAUCGCAUAUUGGGCAGCCUGACUUCCGCUCUUGAUGCCAAAUACGCGCAGAUGACAUAUGGGGAGCACUACAGAAAAAAAGUUGAAGCUGCUUUGGAGCGUGAGCGCCAGCGAUGUGCUGACGUUUUGAUCGAGCAGAAGAAAAAAGCUUCCGAACAGAAGAAGUUGACAUCGACAAUGAAGACACCAGUGUCCUCUCGAUUUGGAAUAAGACCUCGGCCUCGAUAUGAUUUAAAAGAAUUACGUCAUCAUCAAAGGAGAUGCGCAGCUUUGCUUUUCAGAGCAAGGGAACAAGGCGCACAUAAAUUACCAGUUUUGGUCCAGUGGGCCCCCAAGCGACGUGAAAGUUAUUAUCUAAUGAGUGAACGUGUGUACAAUGAUCGUGUUUUGAUGAAGAUGAGGGCAGACGCUGGAGACAGCCCUCUUAACUUUGACUUUGCAAACACCGACGGUGAAACGGACAAUCUACAUGAUUUUCAAGAAUUAGUUACUAAAACUUCCGAGGAAAUCAAAGGGUUGAGCUUUGAUAUUGAUACGAAGUUCAAGGAUUACGAUUAUGACUUCAGUGAGAAUGAAGAGGGAAAUCAACAAAUGACAUAUGACAAAGACAGGAAUGGAACCGAAGAAGAAGUUGAAAGAGGUAACGCAGAGAAAGGUCGGCGUAAAGUGGUGUUCAGUGAUCACGUAACGGAGUCAGACAUCGAUGCUAUCGACGCCAAGUCCCUCGCACGGUCCAAGCGGAGGGGACUGACGCAAUUAAACAAGGGACUGGACCCAAGCGAUAUUGACCUAAGUACUGAUUCUGGAGACGAGGUUCUUGAUGGAGAGUACGAUUCAGCGGACGAACAAAGCGCAGAUUCACCCGGCCUGAGAUUAAAAGAUUCUAACAAGUCAAAUCGUUCCAGGAAGUCUCGUAGAAGGUUGUCUAGCCCGGAUUUAUUGUCUCUUUUACAUGGAAACUCGGGCGACGAAUACAGCAGUGAUUUUAUGUCUGACGACGAUUCAGAAGCAAAACAGUCUUGUGACGAGGGUGGUAUACGGCCAACGGAGAAUGGGAAGAAGAAUCCAACCGGAAAAAGGCUCCACAGAAAUAGACAUUGUAAACAUACACUGAAACAAAAAGCGCAAGAUUACUUCAAUAAAUUACCCAAAUUACUCAAAACAGCGGAGCUAAGGGCUAAGCUUCCAGCGAAAUCAAGAGAAACAAAAAUAGACAAAAUUGGCAGUGAAGUUGACCACACAUGCAUGGAGCAACAUAAGAUGGCUUAUGACAGGGCUCUGGCCUUAGCCAGAUUUAGGUCUCUUCCAUUUAGUUACUCACUCCUUUCCCAUGAAAUUAACAGAAUGAACUCGUUUUCGUAUUUUUCUUACCUCCCUGGAAACCAAAAACCACCGGAAGAUGAAGAACAGGGGGAAAAUAAGUUGCCGAAGAAGAAACAGGCGCAACCCUCACGAAGCGGAAGGGAGGCAAUAUUUGGCGAUAUAGACAUGGACGAUUUUUACAAUCAAGAAGAUGAACUUGUCUAUUAUGUUAAAUCCGAAGAGUUGAAAAACGUCGUUGCAUCCACAACAACUGGCGAUGAGAGCAGUAGAGUUGAAGACGAUAUUUCUUCUCGGUCAGGAACUACCUACACCUCGAGGUCUAACACAGUGAAACCCUACUCCACUCUUGGGUCAGAAAAUGAAUUCUGAGCUCAUAUCAGUUCGAAAUGUUUUACUCUGCAACUAGACUCGCCUGAGGGACCGGUGAUUAUUUAUCACGUGGGGGAGGUCGGCCGGAGGUUUUUUGGCUGAGUCACAAUAAAAUUUACCAAAAUUCCCCCUUAAGGUCUCUGAUGUACCUUCCUCACUGGCAGUCAACUUUCUAUAACCCUGAAAACCAUGUGGUCCCCCCAGAGUCCUCCGACCCCUCCCCUCCCCUCCCCUCCCGGGUGAUAAACAAUGACUGAAGGUUUGAUUCUUUCCAUAUAAAGCGGGUAGAGCAGAAAGGUUUUUGCACAAAAGAUCAAAGGCAACACUGCUCGCAGGGUGAAAACGAUUGUAAACUGAGAGCUUAUUUUAUAGUUUUGCACGGUUUCCAAAAUGGUUUGAACUUUACUGUCGGGUCAAUUUAAUUUAAAGAAAUUGAUAAUUUUAUGAUUACAAGAAAGAAUGUACUCAUGAUUAUCAACUUGUUUUAAACUUGUUUAUGUUAUGGAAAGUUCUUAAUCGAUAAAGCAUAAUUUUUCCAGUUUAUUUUCUUGCAUCUUCCACAUACGAAGACGUCAAGGGUAGCCCUAUCUUUUCAAGAGGCAAACGUGUCAAGGAUGGACGGUUUCAUGUUUUCAGGAACCGACAGAUUUCAUCCUUCAUUUUUCUUCGAUUUGUCCAUUUCCCUUGUUCUAAAAUUGAUAGAUAUGUUGAUUGAUUUCAUUCCCCUG